Branchiostoma floridae (Florida lancelet) is the source of this 964-nucleotide messenger RNA. RefSeq lists its product as uncharacterized. Lineage: Eukaryota; Metazoa; Chordata; Leptocardii; Amphioxiformes; Branchiostomatidae. The transcript is spliced from 3 exons. The coding region runs from base 451 to 861 and encodes 136 amino acids. The record is from RefSeq and is a predicted model, not a curated record.
UUAAAGUCAGUGUGGUACAGCCGAUUAUACACAUUUUGCUUACCAAAUAGCAGCUUGUGUUAUCCAAACUCUCUUCAAGCAGAGGGUACCUUUUAGUCCUCCAACUCCCUUCAAGCAGAGGGUACCUUUGUAGGUCCAUUUAUUUUGUCAGCUUUUAUCUGUGCGCGCUAUCUUCUACUCGUUACCUAAAGUGAUGCUCAUUUGUUGCAGCGGAUAACUGGAUUGGAAGCAUUCGGAGUUUUUACAGGGGUUGUUGGUCUUGUUGGAUACGCUAUUGACCGCCAAGAGGCUGCAGAAACAACGGCACAGCUUAAUGAAAUACAAGGUCAGAUCAGGGCCCUGGACAGGAAGGUGGACGACUUGACACGAAGCGUCAGCGAUCUACAGCAGGGGCAGCAGUACCUUCAACAAGUCAUCCUGUAUGGCAAGGACGAACAACGGCUGAGGAACAUGCUCAACACUCUUGCUACAAUGCAAGUCAGAAAUGGACAGUAUGAGGGCAGCGAUAUUCAAGGGUGGGCAGACAGCGUCCUGAGUCAUGCUUCAGAUGGCAUCAGACAGGUACUGUUCAAUCUUGUGGACAUGGUGGAUCCUCAGUCAAAUAUCUUCAGUGGAAAAUCCCUGUUUGAAAUCUAUCAUGAGCAACUUAAGGGGGACCUGAAGAGGUAUACUGAAAAGAUGCCACAGAAAGUCGCACAAGUCUAUGGGCUUAUCGGGGGUGGAUAUAAUGCCUGGAUUGUAGCUCUGCGAAUCAAUGGGCGUGGACGUGAAAUUGCAGCCAAGGUACAAGAAGCAAAACGAAAGCUUGACAGUGUGCAACAAAAUCUGCAAAAAUAUAUUACCUACGGUGAGUUUUCAUGAUAUCAAGCCUGGUUUGUAGCAUAUAUCUUAUUAUAUAUAUUACACUUUGAUAGCCAUUUGACAUGCAUGUUAUCAUACAGAAGUUUCUCCCACAAUUUUCUUA